Molecule: messenger RNA, 10836 nt
Organism: Phyllopteryx taeniolatus (common seadragon)
Lineage: Eukaryota; Metazoa; Chordata; Actinopteri; Syngnathiformes; Syngnathidae
Product: spectrin beta chain, non-erythrocytic 4-like
Exons: 44
Coding region: 218-8155 (2645 amino acids)
Biological process (GO): actin cytoskeleton organization
Cellular component (GO): spectrin; plasma membrane; cortical actin cytoskeleton
Molecular function (GO): actin filament binding; structural constituent of cytoskeleton; phospholipid binding
Source: RefSeq, a predicted model, not a curated record
CAGGGAGUGGGGUGGGGGGGGGGGGGUGUCCGUCCUAUGGAUGUCAUCAUCAUUCCUCCUGAGCAGCAGCAGCCAGGCCAGCACGUCCCGGCCCGGUGCUUAAUCGGCACGGCUUGUUCCGACUCGCCGGUGCUGAGCAAGCCGGCGACCAGCACUCGAUAGCCAGGAGACACAAAGCUCCGUCCUCGGUACACGCACGGAAGGCGUCGGGGGCGCCAUGGCGAAUGCUUCGCCAGACCUGGACAACGCCGACGCCCAGCGCCAGCUCAACAACAAGAACCGGCCUGUCAGCUCAGCAUUUUGGGAAACAGAGUGCACCAGUGCUAAGCUGUUUGAGUGCUCCCGCAUCAAAGCCCUGGCAGAGGAGCGAGACGCUGUCCAGAAGAAGACGUUCACCAAGUGGGUCAACUCCCACCUUGGCCGAGUGUCCUGCCGCAUCUCAGACCUCUACAACGACCUGCGCGAUGGCUAUAUGCUCACGCGGCUGCUGGAGGUCCUCAGUGGAGAGCUGCUGCCAAGGCCUACGCGGGGCCGCAUGCGCAUCCACUCUCUGGAAAACGUGGACAAAGCCCUCCAGUUCCUCAAGGAACAGAGGGUCCACCUUGAGAAUGUGGGCUCACAUGACAUUGUGGAUGGGAACCACCGCCUCACGUUGGGCCUCAUCUGGACCAUCAUCCUCCGCUUCCAGAUCCAGGUGAUCAAGAUCGCCACAGCGGACAACAGAGAGACGCGCUCGGCCAAGGAUGCUCUGCUGCUCUGGUGCCAGAUGAAGACUGCCGGGUAUCCAGAGGUGAACAUCCAGAACUUCACCAGCUGCUGGAGGGAUGGCCUUGCCUUCAACGCGCUCAUUCACAGACACAGACCGGAUCUGAUUGAGUUCCACAAGCUGACUAGAUCCAAUGCCACUCACAACCUGCAGCAGGCCUUCAAUGUUGCCGAGCAGAACCUGGGCCUCACCAAGCUGCUGGACCCUGAGGACGUGAACACUGAGAACCCAGAUGAAAAGUCCAUCAUCACUUACGUGGUCUCCUACUACCACUACUUCUCCAAAAUGAAGGCUCUUAUAGUGGAGGGCAAAAGAGUCGGCAAGGUCCUGGACAACUGCAUUGAGGCGGAGAAGCUGGUGGGCCGUUACGAGGCGCUGGCGUCAGAUCUGCUGAACUGGAUCGAGAAGACCAUUGCUGUCAUUGGCAACCAGAAGUUUGCCAACUCGCUGACAGGUGUUCAGCAGCAGCUGCAGGCCUUCACCACCUAUUGCACCGUCGAGAAGCCCAUCAAGUUCCAGGAGAAGGGGAACCUGGAGGUCCUUCUCUUCACCAUCCAAAGCAAACUGAGAGCCAACAACCAGAAAGCCUACGUGCCUCACGACGGGAAACUCAUCUCCGACAUCAACAAGGCAUGGGAGUGGCUGGAAAAGGCAGAGCACGAGAGGGGCGUGGCCCUGCGCAAGGAGCUGAUUCGCCAGGAGAAGCUGGAGCUGCUGGCUCAGCGCUUUGACCACAAGACCACCAUGAGACAAGCGUGGCUCAAUGAGAACCAGAGGCUUGUGUCGCAGGACAACUUUGGUUACGAUCUCCCCGCGGUAGAGGCGGCCAUGAAGAAGCACGAGGCCAUCGAGGCAGACAUCGCCUCGUACGAGGAACGGAUCGGCGUGGUAGUGGAGCUGGCUGCCGAGAUGGAAGUGGAGAGCUACUAUGACAUUCGCCGCAUCUUGGCCCGCAAGGAGAACAUCCUUGGACAGUGGAGUCUGCUGAAGGAGUUGGUGGCGGGCAGGCGGACCCGGCUGGAGAAGAAUCUGACCCUGCAGAAGACCUUUCAGGACAUGGUCUACAUGAUUGACUGGAUGGAGGACACACAGGCCCAACUGCUGUCCAAGGAUUUUGGGAAGCAUCUUCUGCAGGUGGAUGACCUGCUGCAGAAGCACAGCCUGCAGGAGGCUGACAUUGGGGUGCAGGCUGAGAGGGUCGAAAUGCUUAAUUCUGCUGCGCUCAAAUUCACCAGCAUCGAGGGUUACCAGCCGUGCGAUCCGCAGGUGAUCUGUAACAGGGUCAAUCACGUGUCGUCUUGCCUGGAGGAACUAAAGGAGUUGGCGGCCAAGCGGCGCUCCGAGCUGGAAGAGUCCAGGCAGCUGUGGGCCUUCUUCGAGGAAUUGGAGGAGUCUGAAGCGUGGAUCCGGGAGAAGAGUUCCAUCCUGGAAGCUCAGGGUUAUGGGAAAGGCCUGAGUAGUGUCCUCAAGUUACUCCAGAAACAUAAGACCCUUGCCGGAGAACUGAUGGCCCACCGAGCCUUGCUGGAGGCGACCAUCCAGCGCGGUCACCAGAUCAUGAAUGAGAAGAGCUUGGGCACGGCAGGCAUCCAGGAGCGCAUCCUGGACGUGACUGACGAGUGGACGCGGCUGGAGGAACAAGCGGCCCAGCGCCUCGGGCACCUACAGGAGGCGGUCAACUUCUUCCAGUUCUCUACCGAGACGGAUGACCUGGUGGUGUGGCUGCAGGACUCUUACCGCCUGGUGUCCAGCGAUGAUUUCGGCCACGAUGAGUACUCAACAUGCUCGCUACUCAAAAAGCACCGAGGCGUCAGCGAGGACAUCGACAAGCACCGGCUGCACAUUGUGGCUCUGCGCAAACAUAUGGGGGCUCUGCCACUGCGCUACCGAGAGCAAGAGGAAGUGCAGGUUCGGAUGGUGGAGGUGGAGCAGCUGUACACGGAGGUGGUGGAGGUGGGCGUCCUUCGCCAGCAGUGGCUCCACGACGCUCUGGCGGUCUACCGCAUGUUCAGCGAAGUCAAUGCCUGCGAGCUCUGGAUAGACGAGAAGGAGCAGUGGCUGAACAAGAUGGAGAUCCCAGAGAAGUUAGAGGACGUGGAGGUGGUGGCGCACAGAUUCGAAUCCCUGGACCAGGAGAUGAACAGUCUGAUGGGGAGGAUCCUUGAUGUCAACCAGAUAGUCCAGCAGCUUCUGGAUGGAGGACAUCCGUCCUCCACGGAGGUCAGAGGCUGUCAGGACCACCUCAACUCCAGGUGGAACAGCAUCGUGGGUCUGGUGGAGCAGAAGAAGGAUCAGUUGAACAGCAUGCAGCGUCUUCAGAACUACCUGCUGGAGUGUAGCGAGAUUAAGUCUCAGAUUCAAGAGAAGCGCAAGUCCAUUGACGCAACGCAGUAUGCGAGCAGUGAUCUGGGUGGCGUACUGGCUCUGCAGCGCCGCCUCUCCACCAUGGAGGGGGCACUGUCCGUGCUGGAACCCAAGCUGAUGCACCUACAGGAGGAAGCGGAGCACCUUGCCACUGUCCAUGCCAGUCGGGCCACGGAGGUCCUGCUACCCUUUGACAGCAUCAGUGUGGAGUGGGAGGAACUUAAACACACCUUGCAGGGCUGUGAGGACUCUCUGAUGGUGGCCAGUAGGCUGCAAAGCUUCAUCCAGGACCUGGACUUGUUCCUCACCUGGCUGGUCCAAACGCAGACAGCUGCCACCUCGGAUCAGUUGCCCAAUGACCUGGAGGAAGCCGAGAGACUCAUCAACAAACAUGCCGCACUCAAGGAGGAGAUUGGACGAUACGAGGAGGACUAUGAGCGUCUGCAGGCCAUGAACGAGCUUCUGGAGUCAGAGGAGGCGCCUCUUCCGCAGGCCGCCCUGCAGCAGUGGCUGCAGAAGCUGGACGUGGGCUGGAACAAGCUGCUGGAGAUGUGGGAGAGUCGGCGCGAGGUCCUGGUACAGGCGCACAUCUUCCACUUGUUCCUGCGUGACGUCAAACAGGCUGAGUCCUUCAUCAACAACCAGGAGUCUGCGCUGGCCCACGUGGAGCUUCCCACCACGGUGGAGACGGUGGAGGCCGCAGUGAAGAAGCACAAGGACUUCACCACCACCAUGGAGCUCAACCUGCACCGCAUCAAGGCUGUCAUUGAGGCCGGAGAGAGCCUCAUCAGCCAGAACAACAUCUACUCGGAGCGCAUACGACAGCGUGUAGACACACUUGCCAACAGGGGCAACCAGAACCGGGAGCAGGCCCAGCAGUGGUUGGAAAAACUCAACGACCAAUGGGCUCUCCAGAGGUUCCUUCAGGACUGUCACGAGCUGGGCGACUGGGUGAGCGAGAAAAUGCUGAUGGCGAGGGACGGAAACCGUGACGACACGCAGAAGCUUCAUAAGAAAUGGCUCAAGCACCAGGCCUUUAUGGCCGAGCUGGCACAGAAUAAAGAGUGGCUGGACAAGAUCGAGAGGGAAGUGCCAUCUACAUCUGACAUUGGGGUCCCACAGGAGGGCCAGCAUCUGAUCCAGGAGAAGCCUGAGCUGAGCCCGCUGGUGCGUCAGAAGCUGGAGGAGAUCCGCGAGUGCUGGCUGGACCUGGAGAGCACCACGCAAGCCAAGGCCCAGCAGCUCUUCCAGGCCAACAAGGCUGACCUGCUGGCUCAGAGCUACCGCAGCUUGGACCAGAGGCUGGGCCAGAUGGAGGGCCAGCUGGUCUACGUGGACCGCGGCCACGACCUGGCCACCGUCAACAGGCAGCUGAAAAAACUGCAGACCAUGGAGUGUCAGAUGGAGGAGUGGUACCAGGAGGUUGGUGAGCUGCAGGCUCAGGCGGCCGCCGUGCCACAACAGACACGAGCCAAGGAGACGGUCGAUGAGCAGCAGGCUGCGGUCGAGACUCGCAUGGUGCGCCUCAUUGAACCCCUCAAGGAGCGCAGACGCCUGCUGCUGGCCUCUAAGGAAGUUCACCAGGUGGCACGAGACCUGGAGGAUGAGAUGUUGUGGGUGCAGGAGCGUCUCCCGCUGGCCAUGAGUCAAGAACAUGGCUCCUCCCUGCAGUCGGUGCAGCAGCUCAUGAAGAAGAACCAGACGCUCCAAAGAGAGCUCCAGGGCCAUCUCAGCCGUGUGGAGGAGGUCUUGGAGCGUGCAGCCGUCUUCGCCACAGUCCGCAGCCCAGAGGCCAACGCCGUGCGGGCAGGCCAUGAGCAGCUGUCCCAACUGUGGGCCCUGCUCUUGGCCGAAACGGAACGCCGGCAGCUAGUGCUGGAUGCCAUGUACCAGGCGCAGCAGUACUACUUUGACACGGCGGAGGUGGAGGCCUGGCUUGGUGAGCAGGAGCUGCACAUGAUGAACGAGGAGAAAGGGAAGGACGAGCCGAGCACCUUGCAGUUGCUGAAGAAGCACCUGGUCCUGGAGCAGACCAUCGAGGACUACGCCGAGACCAUCGGCCUGCUGUCUCAGCAAUGUCGGCAGCUGCUGGAGAUGGGACACCCUGACUGCGAGCAGAUCAGCAAGCGACAGUCGCAGAUGGACCGCUUGUAUGUGUCGCUAAAGGACCUGGUGGAGGAGCGCAAGAGCCGCCUGGAGCAGCAGUACUGGCUCUACCAGCUCAACCGUGAGGUGGACGAGCUGGAGCAGUGGAUUGCCCAGAGAGAGGUGGUGGCCAGCUCGCCUGAGCUGGGACAGGACUAUGAGCAUGUCAGCUUGCUCCAGGAGAAGUUCACGGAGUUCGCGUCAGAGACGGGCAGCACGGGUCAGGAACGUGUGACGGCAGUCAACCAGAUGGUGAAUGAGCUGAUCGACUAUGGCCAUGCUGAGGCCGCCAUUAUCGCUGAGUGGAAAGAUGGCGUCAACGAGUCGUGGGCUGAACUGUUGGAGUUGAUGGAGACGCGGGCGCAGAUGCUGGCCGCGUCGCACCAGCUGCACAAGUUCUUCGCCGACUGCCGAGAGGUUCUGUCUCAGAUUGUGGACAAACACCGCAGAUUACCGGAGGUGCGCGGCCGUCAAAGCGGCACGGCCAACACCAGCAUGCUGCAAAGGAUGCUACACGGCUUCGAGCAGGACAUCCAGCUGCUGGUCACGCAGGUGCGUCAGCUGCAGGAGAGUGCGGCGCAGCUGAGGACGGUGUACGCCGGCGAGAAGGCGGAAGCCAUUGCCUGCAGCGAACACCAAGUCAUGCAGUGCUGGAAGGAGCUGCUCACAUCCUGCGAGGAGUGUCGGCUGCAGAUCACCACCGAGACGGACAAGCUCAGGUUCUUCGGCCUGGCCCGCGAUCAAAUCAUGUGGAUCGACUCUAUCCUCUGCCAGAUCGACACAGGGGAGAAGCCGAGGGAUGUGUCGUCGGUGGAGGUUUUGAUGAACUAUCAUCAGAGUCUGAGGAAUGAGGUGGACGCUCGCAGUCAGAGUUUGAUGGAAUGUAUCGACAUGGGAAAGAUGCUGCUGGCGGCUAGAAACCCUGCAGCUCACCAGAUUAAGGAGAAGCUGGACAAUGUGGUCGCUAAGCAACACGAGCUGUCUGAGAAGUGGGACAAGCACUGGGAGGCCCUGCAGCAAUUGUUGGAGGUGCACCAGUUCGCACAGGAGGCGGUGGUAGCGGAAGCGUGGCUGGCGGCACAGGAGCCUCUGGUCAGCAGCAAGGAGCUGGGAGGCAGCGUGGACGAGGUGGAACAGCUCAUACGGAGACACGAAGCCUUCCGCAAAGCUGCCGCUACCUGGGAAGAACGAUUCAGCUCGCUCAGACGCCUCACCACGGUGGAAAAGCUGAAAGCCGAGCAAAGCAAACAACCAGCAACGCCUCUGCUGGGCCGUAAGGUUUUCCUGGACCCCCAGGACGCGUCCCCGGCUCCACCUUCCAGCCUCCCUCGGCUGCCCCUCUCCCCCGUCAUGAGACAGACCAUCUACGAACAGAACGAGGCCAGCACGCCGCCCUCUCCCUCGCCUGCCACUCCGACACCGUCCCCCUCGGGGGUCCGACAUCCCGCCCAUUCGUCCAUCUUGUCCGUCGCCACGGCCGCCAUGUUGCUCUCUGCCAAUCAGGCGCGAGAAAGCAGCAUGAAGGCGGGUCACCUUCAGCCCAACCUCGAAGUGGACGUCAAGCCAUCGCCGUACCUCCGCCAACCCAAAAUCAAACACCUGGACGACGCCGUGACGCCGCUUCUGGUUGCCAGCCGACUGGAGAAGGCCCGGGAGAAAGGCAGGGAGAUGAUGACGGAGAGAGCUGAGGUGGCCGUGAUGGCUGAGGUGGUUCUUCAGGAGCCUAACCAAGACCGGCUCCACGGAGGGCCCAGGCCCUCUAGGACUAACCCCGAGCCGCAGGUCCAGACUCAGACUACUCGGCUGGAGCGUCGGCUGUCCGGUGAGCAGCUGAUCCAGGCCCGGAAGAACGAGCUUCCUCAGGAGGUGUGGCGGGAUCACGCCGAGCGGCGGGAGCGGCGGACGCUGGAGAGGCAGACGUCCAGCGAGCAGGAGGGUCACGGAAGCCACGAGGGCCGGAGGAGGGAUCGAGAACGGCAAUGGCUGGACAGACAAGAAUCCAGCGAGCACGACACCGGAAAAGAACAUUCUGACCGACGCUCGGGCGGAGGAGAGAGGAGAACCACUAUGGCAGAAAUAGUGGAGCAGCUUCAGGAGAGAGAAGCAGCACAGGCCCGAGGCGAGGUUCCUCGCCUGCCAAACGGCCUACCAGAGAAGUCUUCCCGUCCUGACCGGCCUCGAGCCCGGGACAGACCCAAACCUCGGCGCCGGCCGCGACCGAAAGAACAAGGAGAGACCACGCGGCGAUCCCGCUCUGCUCCAGCCCAGAGUGGCCCCACAGCCCCCCUGCCACCCACACACAGUGCACACCACGAGGGCUUCCUCUUCCGCAAGCUCGACAUUGAGACCCUGAAGAAGAGCACCAACAGCAGGUCUUGGGUGAACCUGUACUGCGUGCUGAAUAAAGGUGAGCUGGGCUUCUACAAGGACGCCAAGAACACCGCCAUGGCAUACAACAACGAGUCGAUGCUCAACCUCGCACACUGCCACUGUGAUGUCACCAACGGAUACAAGAAGAAGAAGAACGUCUUCACGUUAAAGACGAAGGAUGGCAGCGAGUUCUUGUUUCACGCUAAAGAUGAGGAGGACCUGAAGACAUGGGUGAGCAACAUCGGCAGCAGCAUCUCGGAACACGAGGAGAUGGCCAAGUGGGGCCAGCUCCAAGCAACUACCUCAUCCACCGACGAGGGCACGCGGCGAGACCGAAGUAAGGCUGGUUCAGAGCAUUGUGGCGAGCGAUCGGACCGAGCCGAGAAGGCAGAAAAGGUGGAAAAAGAGAAAGAAAAGGACAUAGGGCGGGACAAAGACAGGGAGGAGCGCUCGGAUCGCCGCAGCAAGGCGGAAGCCAAACGCUCUGAGAAGUCCAGUAAGAAAAAGUGAUGUCUUCUCACUGCUUCCACCAUGGAAGCGCUUGGAUGCAAAGUGACGUAGGAAGGAAGAACUCUUUGAAUCGACAUCUUUUUCUUCUACUGCGUCUAUGCGGCAAUGCCCCCCAGCUGGCCCUGCAGGGAAGUGCAGCAGGAAGUUGAUUGCUGUUUGUGAGAUAGAGAAUCAAGUAUCUCGCCUGUUCCAUGUUUGAUUUUUUUUUUAGAUGAUCUGUGGGUGUGUGUGUAUGGUUCAGAAUAAUAGCAGUGUAUAUAAAAGUGAGUAAAGCUCAAAAUCAUUUUCGCUUUUAUUUCCAUAUGAGCAAAUCCAUCGGCAACACUUCAAAGCAGCAAAGAAAAAUGUUUCGAAGGUGAAAGAACCUUUAGAUAAAGACAAGAAAAAAAGAAUAUCAGGCUGUUGAAAAAAGGACAAACUAUGAAAAAUGCUUGAAGAUUUUUGCUUUCCCGAGAUACAACACAGAUGUGAGGCACACCUCAGUUGGUCUAAAACUUGUGAAUAUUCUAUAGUUAGUACAAACAUUUUCUCAAGACUUCAUUUGAUUAUAAGACAUCUUUGAAUAUUCUUCAGUUGGUCUAAGAAGCUGAAUAAUGUAAAAAGUUUAUGAAGACUCUUCGUUAGUCCAAAUAGUCUUGAGUUUGGACACUUCUGGUGUUCUAAAAGGUCUGGAAAGACUCUUCUGUUGGUCCCAAAAAUAAAAUCUCUACUCUUCAGUAAAUCGAAGAAUUAUUUAAAGACCUAGUUGGUCCAGCAAGUCUCUUGAUAAUCUUAAAUUGGUCCAAAAAGUCUCUCAAGACUCUUUGGUUGGUCUAAAAAUUAUUUGAAGAUUCUCCACUUGGUCCAUAAAGUCUCUAAAUACUCUUCAGUUCAUCCAAACGUUUUAAAAGGCCCUUCAGUUGGUCUAUAAAGUGCUAGAAGACUCUUCACUGUGUCUGAAAAGAUUCUCCGGUUGGUCAAAAAAAAAAAAGACGAGCUUUAAAGACAACCGUUGAUCCAAAAAGUCUCUAGAGACUUCAGCUGGUCCUAAAAGAGUGGACCAACAUCUGGAACCAGUGAACUACAGUAGUAUGCAACUCAGAUGUGACGCACUUUUUUAAAAACACUGCUAUUAUUCCGAGCAGAACUGUAUGCGUCUUUUGGUUGUGGCAGCUCACUAUGCAAAACUGAUUCAUCAUUCAACUCAUUCAUCAUCCCGCAAAACAAAUCAAAAUCUCUUUUUUUAUGUUUCCAUCCAAAGGAAAUCUGGUUGAUGUGUACGUCUGUCCAUAGCUCUCAGGUUUCUUACUGUUUGUUAGCGUGUGCUUGGCGUGUUCAAAUGUCUUCCAGACAAGCAAGGUUGCAAACGCUUGGAAACGUCAGCAGUGUUUAAGCAGGAAGUGUGGGAUGGAUGGAUGAAUGAAUGAAUGGCCGACCAAAACUGCUUGAGCUGUCACACCUUGUGACUUUGCAUGCCUGAUUUGCGUGAAAUCACGUUGAGAAAUCAAAUAAAAACAAAAUAUACUUUUUUUUUUCUAUGCCUCUAAACUCUUCAAAAGAAACUCCUGAUUGGCUUCUCAGUUUUUAAUGAUGUCCUACUCUUUAGCUGUCUACUUGAGCACAAAUGGACCCCCGUUUUCAUGGCGAAUCCUCAAAAUUAUGUCUGGGAUACUUGCUUCAGGGCUAAUUUGGUAGAAUUCCCUAGUAGGAGUUUGUCAGAGCCAUGAAAUUUGCCUCAAAUGGCUGCUUGAGACCAAAAUGGACAACUUCCUGUUCAAUUUUCAAAAUGGGUCUUUGAGACUUCUUGAUGUGUCCUGUUAUGAUAGACAUGUCCAUCCAAUUUCGUGUUGAUCGGUGAAAAUGGUGUUGGGGCUAAUUUUUUUUCUAACUUUCUGGUCAUUUUCAGAUGAUCAUCAAACUUUGACUUCAUGCUUUGCCCACAAUAGACAGAUGGCAUCGACAAAAAGCUUUGCAAUUUAGCAUCACCCAGCCAACCCAUCACUCACAUGCUUCCGAUCUUGCCUCGUCUGAACAAAUUACAGAGUAGGAAUUUGUCAAUCAAGUAUGAAAUUUGACCCAAAUGGCUGCUUAAAAUCUAAAUGUGUGACUUCCUGUUCAAUUUGGGGCAUGGGUCUUUGAGACAUUUUGGUAUAUCUUGUUAUGAUAGAGGUUGAACGGUCCAAUUGGUGUUGGGUGCUAGUUUUCUCCCUAGCUUUCGGGGGACGCGAAUGAGUGAGUUUUGGGGACAUUUGUAUUCGGGACCCCCAAAAUACAUACAUUUUCAACAGGAUACACGAUACGCUUUGGCCCCUGACAGAAAAAAAUGGUUUCCCAACUCUACUGAAAAAGUAUCCACAUUAGCCACAUGCUAAUCAAUUGAUGUCACUACGACGUGAAUUUUAGUCUUCUUUCUUAUGCAUUACGUGUGAAUGGCAGAUCAAUGCAGUCAUUUCCGUGCAUGUUGGACACAACUAGCAAAGCUCGAGUUGAGAGACAAAAUGCAAAUGAAGCAAUGUCUCGUUUAGAUGCCGACAACCUCAUAAUGGACUCCAAAGUUGCAGGCUGCACAAUAAAAGAUGUAGUGUGUCACACAGCUGGCAUCCACAUGACAUAUACGUAAUGGUAUGUAUGUAUGCCCACUUCAGUGUUGCAGCUGAGACGGAAUGAUGAAUAAAAUACAUUUUGGUCUAUCAAUGAAAACA